Molecule: messenger RNA, 1398 nt
Organism: Recurvomyces mirabilis
Lineage: Eukaryota; Fungi; Ascomycota; Dothideomycetes; Mycosphaerellales; Teratosphaeriaceae
Exons: 3
Coding region: 1-1398 (465 amino acids)
Source: RefSeq, a predicted model, not a curated record
AUGGCCAGAACGUUGCGCCAGACCGCUCAAGGCGCCGCAGAUCAAGCCCAGGAGGGCGCAGCCGACGGUAGCCAGAAGUGGGAUGCCAUGACUGAGGAGCAGAAGAAGCAAACGUUCGACAAGCCUCCUGCAGACCAGAAGAAGGGCAAGUCGUACUCUGAGUGGGGUUCUGAGGGUUACCACGACCAGUACGUGAACUGGACGCCAUCGAUCGAGGAUAUGUACUUGAAAUCGUUUACGAAGGACAAUAAGGCGAGCUAUGCGAUAAAGGACACUCUCGACAAGACCAAGAUCAUCCGCGUGGAGCAAGUCGACACUCUGCAAGGCGAUGUGAACAACCUCGUCGGCAACCAGUUUGGCAAAAGCGGUAUUCUGCAGCCCGGAGGCCACACGGUGACGAGUCCGGUGGCUACGGCAUGGGUGCCACCUCCACUCUUACCGACCCAGCAACCGAAUCAAGCUUACACUUUCGACCAUGGAGCUCAAGACCAUGAGACUAUGGCCACGGAGACGACCAGUGACGAGUAUCAGCGGCUGCUCACACAGGACUUUCAAUCCCCGAACCCUCACAUUCUGGCGCAGGCGCAACUACAACCCCAAGGCUACUAUCAACAGACCAUUACGUCGUUGCUGCUGUCGCAAAGUUUUGCAUCGGAGCUGUUCCAUGAACUGAAUCAAGAUCAUAUUCUGUCACCUCAGAUGCAGAUACAGUCGGUGCAAGUGUCUUCUUCGCUCUAUUGGAGCGGCUGUAAGAGUCUAGGUAUGCGCCGGUGCGAGCAGACGUUGCAACCGUCGCGCAGGCGGAGCCAUCACGAGGACUUUGCGUACGACUAUCGUCGUCCGCAAAAACUUCGGGCUGAUGUUGGCAGUGCUGGUACUCCAAUUUUUGCCGAGCUCACACCACUUUCUCACUAUUUGCAAGUGCAACCUGGUGCUCUUUCCCAUCAAGUACGAUCUCAGUGUCCGCUUUCGCAGCAUACGAAACCAGGACGGGUGUUUCACACCUUACCUUCACAAUCACAGUAUCACCACCAUAGUUUGCCCUACAUGCAGCGCGCCCGGAAAGCGCAGCGCACACGGUAUGGCGAGGAGUCUUCGUCCGCCGAAGAGGAUGGCCCUCCAAGUGUAGUCGUGCAGCCAGGCACGCCUGGUCCAACCGCCCCGCAGAAGGCCUCGAAGCUAAAGUUUACUCCCAAAGAUGACGCGCUCCUCGUCGAGCUCAAAGAGAUGACGCAUCUCACGUGGAAACAAAUCGCCGAUUUCUUCCCGGGUCGCAGCUCUGGUACCCUACAAGUAAGAUAUUGUACCAAGCUCAAAGCCAAACCCAGUGUGUGGACCGAUGAAAUGGUCUAUCAAGAACUUGCCGCCGCCGAGGAAGAGAGUACUGAGGGGGGUUGA